Molecule: messenger RNA, 960 nt
Organism: Ziziphus jujuba (common jujube)
Lineage: Eukaryota; Viridiplantae; Streptophyta; Magnoliopsida; Rosales; Rhamnaceae
Exons: 2
Coding region: 1-960 (319 amino acids)
Molecular function (GO): zinc ion binding; nucleic acid binding
Source: RefSeq, a predicted model, not a curated record
AUGAAGGCUCUCCUUGGCACCCAAGACAUGUGGGAGAUAGUGGAGAAAGGUCAUACCAAGCCGAAGAAUGAGGAUAGUCUAUCUCAAACUCAAAAAGAUAGUUUGAGAAACUUAAGAAAGAGAGACAAGAAAGCUUUCUAUCUAAUCUAUCUAGAUGAUGAUGCUUUUGAGAAGAAUUCGGAAGCAAAAUUGGCUAAAGAAGCAUGGGAGAAGCUCCAAACCUCUUAUAAGGGAGUUGAUCCAGUUAAGAAAGUAUGUCUUCAAACUUUAAGAGCUGAGUUUGAAACUUUGCAUAUGAAAGAGGGAGAAGCCAUAUCGGACUACUUCUCUAGAGUCUUGAUGGUGACUAAUCAAAUAAAGAGAAAUGGUGAAAAGUUAGACGAUGUAAAAAUUAUGGAGAAAAUACUUAGAUCAAACAAAAUAAUUGGAAGCCAUGACAAUGGAGCAACUUUGGGUUCGUUGCAAGCCUAUGAAGAGAAGAAAAAGAAGAAGGAAGGGAUCAUGGAGCAAAUACUCAAGACUCGAGUUGAUCCAACUGAAGAAGAAAGCAGUCGCAAUGAGCAUAGCCAACAAGGACGAGGUCGUGGACAAGGACAUGGAAAAGGUUGGAGAUCUAAUGAUGAUCACAACAACUUUCAAAAAGGAGGAAACUCAACAAGAGGUCGUGGGAGAGGCAAUUCAAAAUCAAGGUAUGACAAGUCACACAUGAAGUGUUAUAACUGUGAAAAGUUUGGUCCUUACGCUUCCGAAUGUAGAACUCCUAGCAAUAAUAGAGUCGAAGAGAAAGCCAGCUAUAUUGAAGAAAAAAGUGAAGAAGAUGGUACUUUGUUGCUGGCUUACAAGGACAAUGAAAGAGGCAAAAACAACAGAUGGUACCUAGAUAUAGGUAGCAAUCAUAUGUGUGGAAGAAGAAGCAUCUUCAUGGAGCUCGAUGAAUCUGUGAGCAGCGACUGGGGAUGA